Molecule: messenger RNA, 453 nt
Organism: Lasiosphaeria miniovina
Lineage: Eukaryota; Fungi; Ascomycota; Sordariomycetes; Sordariales; Lasiosphaeriaceae
Product: ribosomal protein L36-domain-containing protein
Exons: 2
Coding region: 1-453 (150 amino acids)
Biological process (GO): translation
Cellular component (GO): ribosome
Molecular function (GO): structural constituent of ribosome
Source: RefSeq, a predicted model, not a curated record
AUGGCGAGCCUCUCGAUGCUGUCGCAGACGGUGCGGUCGGGCGUGUCGGCAACCAGGUCGCUAGCUCGAUCGAUGCAGGGCCUGACCCUCGCCGCGUCGGCAGCUCCCAACCCGGCGGCGCGCCCGCUUCGGUCCACUCUCACGUCGACGUCAACGACGCAGACACGAUCCCUCUCGCAGAGCGUCCUCCCUUCCUCCAGCUUGUGCCAGCACGGCUGCUCCAGACCCGCGGUUGCCGCCAACAGCCGGACAGCGGGCGCCCUCGAGACUGGUGUCAAGACGGCCGUUGCUAUCUUCCAGAAGCAGCAGACCAGGGGGAUGAAGGUGCACAGUUCGGUAAAGAAGCGGUGCGAACAUUGCAAGGUCGUUCGACGGAAAGCUUGCAAGCGGCACAAGGGCCAUCUCUAUAUUGUAUGCCCUGCCAACCCCAGGCACAAGCAACGACAGGGAUAG